Molecule: messenger RNA, 5659 nt
Organism: Mercenaria mercenaria
Lineage: Eukaryota; Metazoa; Mollusca; Bivalvia; Venerida; Veneridae
Product: zinc finger protein 431-like
Exons: 2
Coding region: 521-1405 (294 amino acids)
Biological process (GO): regulation of transcription by RNA polymerase II
Molecular function (GO): DNA-binding transcription factor activity; RNA polymerase II cis-regulatory region sequence-specific DNA binding
Source: RefSeq, a predicted model, not a curated record
GUGAAUGUGAGUCAGGUCAAGAAAGGGUCAGUUUGUUCCAUCCAGAUGAAUCAGCUGACUGACUCUGAUAAAAGAUUAUAGCAGAGUUUUUGAUUCCUGUUGAUCAGCUACACAUGUACAUAAGAUUUUGAAAAUGGUACAACAACUUCUUUCUAUGCCAACUUACCGGAGAAUGGAAAAGGUACAAGUACAUGUCUGUACAAAUACAGAUAGCUAGGAAAUUAGUACAUAAAUUACAGAUGAGAUUUUGCACAUGAUCGAUUUUCCUUUUGAACCAGUUACCAAUCCAAAUUUUCACAAAGCUCAUAGUUAUGCAUGUGAAUACCCACAGAAGAGGAAUUAUACAAAAUGGCAUUUAACAUAUGAAGACUAUGCCACAGCUGUCAUCUGAAGAAACACAUUAGACUGCAAACGGGAGAAAAUGAUUUCUAGUUAAACAUGUAAUCAAAGACGAUAUCUAAAGAAAACAAACAGAGAGAAAAGCUUUAAAUGUCCUUAUGCUCCGAAUUACAGCACUAAUAUGAAGAGACAUAGCAAAGAAUAUACUGGAGAAAAAUGCUUCAGAUGUGAUGUUUGUGACUAUGUUUGUAAUCGGAGGGGUACUCUGAAGAUACAUAGGAGAAUACAUACUGGAGAGAAAUGCUUUAAAUGUGAUGUCUGUGACUAUGCUUGUAAUCAGAGGGGUCAUCUGAAGAAACAUUGGAGAAUACAUACUGGAGAGAAAGGUUUUAAAUGUGAUGUUUGUGACUAUGCUUGUAAUGACGGCAGUAAUCUGAGGAGACAUAGGAGAAUACAUACUGGAGAGAAAGGCUUUAAAUGUGAUGCUUGUGACUAUGCUUGUAAUGACGGCAGUACAUUGGAAAUACAUAGGAGAAAACAUACUGGAGAGAAGUGCUUUAAAUGUGAUGUUUGUGACUAUACUUGUUAUGACGGCCAUAGUUUGAAGAGACAUAAGAGAAUACAUACUGGAGAGAAAUGUUUUCACUGUGAGUUUUGUGACUAUGCUUGUAAUGAUGGUAGUAAUCUGAGGAGACAUAGGAGAAUACAUACUGGAGAGAAAGGCUUUAAAUGUGAUGCUUGUGACUAUGCUUGUAAUAACGGCAGUAGAUUGGAAAUACAUAGGAGAAUACAUACUGGAGAGAAGUGCUUUAAAUGUGAUUUUUGUGACUAUGCUUGUUAUGACGGCAGUAGAAUGAAGAGACAUUGGAGAAAACAUACUGGAGAAAAAUGCUUUCAGUGUGACUUUUGUGACUAUGCUUGUAAUGAAAGAAGUGAUCUGAGGAGACAUAUGAGAAUACAUGCUGGAGAGAAAUGCUUUAAAUGUGAUACUUGUGACUAUGCUUGUAAUGACGGCAAUAGUUUGAAGGUACAUAGGAGAAUACAUACUGGAGAGAAAUGCAUUUAGUGUGACUUGUGACUAUGCUUGUUAUGACGGCAAUAGUUGGACAAUAAAUUGGAAAAUACAUACUGGAGAGAAAUGCUUUCAAUGUGAGUUUUGUGACUAUGCUUGUAAUCAGAGCGGUAAUCUGAAAAGACAUAGCAUAAUACAUACUGGAGUGAAAUGCUUUCAAUGUGACUUUUGUGAUUAUGCUUGUAAUCAGAGCGGUAAUCUAAAAAGACAUAGGAGAAUACAUACUGGAGUGAAAUGCUUUCAGUGUGAUGUUUGGGACUGCGCUUGUAAUAAUGGCAGUAAACUGAAGAUACAUAGGAGAAUAUAUACUGGAGAGAAGUGCUUUCAAUGUGACUUUUGUAACUAUGCUUGUUAUGACGGCAAUAGUUUGACGAUACAUAGGAGAAUACAUACUGGAGAGAAAUGCUUCAAUGUGACUUUUGUGACUAUGCUUGUUAUGACAACAAUAGUUUGAAGAUUCACAUGAGAAUACAUACUCGAGAGAAAUGCUUUCAAUGUGAUUUUUGUGACUAUGCUUGUAAUCAGAGGGGUAAUCUGAAGAAACAUAGGAGAAUACAACUGGAGAGAAAUGCUUUAAGUGUGCUGCUUGUGACUAUGCUUGUAAUGAUAGCAAUAGUUUGAAGGUACACAGGAGAAAACAUACUAGAGAGAAAUGCUUUAAAUGUGAUGUUUUUGACUGUGUUUGUAAUGAUGACAGUAGUUUGAAGAAUCAUAGGAAAAUAUAUAUACUGGAGAAAAAUGCUUUAAAUGUGGUGUUUGUGACUAUGCUUGUAAUAGCGGCAGUAGAUUGAAGAUAUAUAGGAGAAUACAUACUGGAGAGAAAUACUUUAAAUGUUUGUGACUAUGCUAGUUAUAAUUGCAGUAGUCUGAACAGACACAUGAGAAUACAUACUGGAGGAAAAUGUUUUAAAUUUGAUUUUUGUGACUAUGCUUGUAAUGACGGCAAUAAUCUUAGAAGACAAAGAAGAAAACAUGAGGGACAGAAAUAUUAUACACGAUGAUGUAAUGACGGCAGUAAUCUGCAGAUACAAAGGAGAAAAAAGUUUUAAAUGUUUGUGACUGCUUGUAAUCGAAGUGGUUAAGAUUCACAUGAGAAUACAUACUAGAGAGAAAUGCAUUAAAGGCCAGUCUGGUGUAGGCCCUAUACCAAAUUGUAGGAGGAGCUUCCUAAAAAUAAGUGAAUGUGAGUCAGGUCAAGAAAGGGUCAGUUUGUUCCAUCCAGAUGAAUCAGCUGACUGACUCUGAUAAAAGAUUAUAGCAGAGUUUUUGAUUCCUGUUGAUCAGCUACACAUGUACAUAAGGUCAGAGGAAGUAUUAAUAAUUUACUUCUAGAAUUAGUUGAUUGAAGAAAUUUGGGAGAUACAUAAGUGAGUGACAGUUGAAUUCUAAACAGGCACUUUUAAAUCAUCAAGGCUGUUUAUUUGUUUCUGUAGUGAAAUAUAUUAUGGAUUUAAUUGGUACAUAUUUGAUUUAACUUGAUCAGUCGAAUUUUGUGAUUUGAAGUGUUAAUAGUCUUUGAUAUGGACUUGUGAAAUGUAAAUAAUACAACAUAGUAAACAUUUGUAGGAAUAACAACAACAAAUCUGAACCAAUUUAUCGAAGAAAUAAUAGUAGCAUAGCAUACAUGACCAAUGUCAGAGUUCAGAUUUUACCAGCCCACUUAGCUCAGUAGAGAGGGCGUUGGUCAACAGAUCACAGGGUCACGAGUUCGAUCCCCGGGCGGGGCGUAUGUUCUCUGUGAUGAUUUGAUAAAAGACAUUGUGUCUGAAAUAAUUCAUCCUCCACCUCUGAUAAUUCAUGUGGGGGAAGUUGGCAGUUACUUGCGGAGAACAGGUUUAUACUGGUGCAAAAUCCAGGAACACUGGUUAGGUUAACUGGCCCACGUUACAUUACUGAAAUACUGUUGAAAAACGGCGUUAAGGAUGUACGAGCGAAUUUUUUCUAACGUUAAGAGGUUUUUCAUACCCUGUGAGCUUGAAGAACAUUAGUUUCUAAGACAAACAAUAGCAGAAAAAGCACAGGUCACUGAACUCGUUUUAAUUUUAUAGUGUAUUUACUUCACCCACUGUUUACGCAUUUCUGAAAUUUUGUAAAAUUGAAAAAAAAUGUUGGUACUUUAUUAAACAUAUAAUAUCCUACUUAAUGUUAUAGGGAUUUCAGGUCUUACAGGUGAAUAUGAAUAUAUGGUGAUGUCAGUAUUAUAUAAGCAUAACUGUCACUAACAAAACUCUAAGUUUUACACGUUGACAUAAUUACCCCACCCACUUUAUUUUCAAUGGAAAAAAAACAUAUUUAGAUCUACAAAAAAUUCCGACAAUAAGAUUUUCAAAAUAUUUGGCAGCAUUAAUGACACACAAAAAUGCUUCAAAAUUGAAAGAAAAAAUGUUGGGGUCACCGUGCAUCUAAGAGAUUUAUUAAGAAAAACUGUUAAAAAGUGGUGGAUUUUAAUAUUUUUUGUUCUUUUUGUUUUAAUUUAUAUUUUCUAGAUAAUUAAUAUAAAGUGCUAUCUUGAAAACUUUUAUUUUAUUUAUAGCUUAACAUUAUAUGUAUCAGUCAGAAAAAUUUCAAAACCAAACCUGAUCUACUUUAACAGAUAUUUGAAAUUACGUACCACUACCUCAUUGUAAAUCUUACGUCAAUUUUAGGCAAAUGCCAGCCAAAAAUAAGGGUGAUUUUCUUUUCGCAAAAAGCAUAAUAUAUUUGGUUAAAUGUUACAUUAUUAGCCAUAUUUUAAUUAUUUAGCAUUAAUUUUUGGCAAAACUUUUGUUAGAAAGCAAUAUUCGAAGAAACAUUUUUCAAAGUGGCAGAUAUCCUAAAAAAAACGCUCGUACAUACUUAAACCCAAAACAAACAAAAGAGUUCAGAUUUCUAAUUUCAACUAUCAAAUUUUCAAAUUCUUGUUAAUCCCCUGCCACAAGUGGUGGUUGUUUAUAGGAAUGAUCUCUGUACGUCCUUCAUCCUUCCUUCCGUCCGUGUGUCCGUAACACUUUCGUGUCUGCUCCAUAUCUCCUAAAACCCUUGAAGGAUUUUCAUGAAACUUUGGUCAAAUGAUCAUUUCAUCAAGAUGAUGUGCAGAACCCAUGAGUCAGCCAUGCCGACUCAAGAUCAAGGUCACAACUCAAGGUCAAAGCUUUGAACCUUCCAUUUUGUGUCCGCUCUCUAUCUCCUAAACUCCUUGAAGGAAUUUUAUAACACUUGGGACAAAUGAUCACCUCAUCAUGACUAUGUACAGAACCUAUGAGUCAGCCAUGCGGGCUCCAUGUCAAGGUCACAACUUAAGGUCAAAGGUUUGAGCCUUCCAUUUUGUGUCCACUCUGUACCUCCUAAACCCUUUGAAGGAUUUUCAUCAAACUUGGGUCAGAUGAUCGCCUCAUCAAGACGAUAUACAGAACAUGUGAGUCUGCCAUGCCGGCUCAAGGUCACGGUCAAAACUGAGAGUCAAAGGUUUGAGCCUUCCAUUUUCUGUCUGCUCUAUAUCUCCUAAAUCCCUUGAAGGAUUUUCAUCAAACUUUGGUCAAAUGAUCACCUCAUCAAUGCGAUGUGCAGAACGCAUGAGCCAGUCAUACCGGCUCAAGGUCAAGGUCACAGCUCAUGGUCAAAGGUUUUAGCCUUCCAUUUCGUGUCUGCUCUAUAUCUCCUAAACCCCUGCUAGGAAUUUUAUGAAACUUGGGUCAAAUGAUCACCUUAUCAAAACGAUGCGCAGAACUUACGAGUCAGCUAUGCUGGCUCUAAGUCAAGAUCACAGCUUAGGGUCAAAGGUUUGAACCUUCCAUUUUGUGUCCACUCUGUAUCUCCUAAACCCCUUGAAGGAUUUUCAUCAAACUUGGGUGAAAUGAUCACCUCAUCAAGAGCUCAUUAGUCAGCCAUGUCAACUCAAGGGCAAGGUCACAACUCAAGGUCAAAGAUUUUAGCUCUGUAUCUCCUAAAACCCUUUGAAGGAUUUUCAUGAAACUGUGUCAGAUGAUCACCUCGUCAAGACGUUGUGUAGAAUUCAUGAGUCACCUUAUCAGUUCAAGGUCAAGGUCACAGCUAAAGGUCAAAGGUUUACCCAUUCACUCCAUAACAAUGGUGGGGGAUUUAGCUGUCUUUCAGACUGCCUUGUUAUUUUGCAAUCAAAAUAAGAUAUUUUUGUAUACAUUUAAUUUAGUGUCUUUAAAUAGAUUAGAACUUAAAGAAUUGAUGAGGAAAAUAUAUUUUAUAAUCUUCAUUCUUACUUGAUUUAUUUAGAUAAAUAUGUGAAAAACUUAA